AUGGCCCAAGAAAGCGGUAAACGCUACCUCCAUCAUACCUGCUGCAACGCCCGCAACGAUGACGACGACUAUUACGUCCUCUCUCCGGCCACUGGUGAGAACACGUCUGCGCCUCGUUAACCCCUAUUCUCACUGUCGCCAUCCCAACACCAACGAUGCGGACAUCGUUCUAACCUGUCCUCAUUGCGGUCGCACAAUUAGUUCACGCAUUGACCUGGCCGGUCUCUUGCAAAUCCAUCUAUCUGUGCCUAACUCACCAAUGCCACAAGUCGCCGCAUGCACUUCCAGAAUCCGCUUCAACUCUCCGAAAUGUCCAUGCACAUUCGUUCAGCGCAUGCGCAUAUUCGACCACGCGGUCGGCCAAGCGUGCGUUUGUGUGGAGCGACCUAUUAGCGGACUGAAAGCUAAACUGUGAUAACUCCUUCCUAGGGACGCUUUCCCACAUGUGAGAUCCGAACGCCUCCCCAUUUUAUGCGUAAUCCUGGUGUGUGCGUUUGGAGGCUAGGUUGUGCAUGUGGUGCGCACAGACGGGCUCCCUAGCUCUGUCAGACUCUUCUUCCACUGCCACGUUUUAUAGCUAGUCGACGCGAGCAGAGUACUGGUGCUCGGGAGGGGAAGGGUAAGUGAGGUCGACGGCUUAGCGCACAUCCAUCACCACAAACAAGCUGACGAGCAUGAAUCUACCACGACGCUCUAAUAACCGGGGCUUGGAAGCUAGCCAAAUAACGAGAUAACUCAGAACUCAGAGUCAACCCACUGUGUGUUUGUGUGCUAUGGCCGACCGACAAAAUGAGAUUCAGGUUAUAAUGGCUCCUCCUGAAUGUGCACUCUAUGACCCUCACACCUAGUGGGAUCCGAGCUAACCCUAUAGUUGUCGCCGUUUAAAAUCCUGGUCAAGUGUCCGUUGUGGGUCAGAAAAUAUGAUGGCAAUCCUUGGUUCAGGUUUAUGCCGCGCCAUCGACCUGCACCCUCCCUAACUUCGGAUCUUCAUGACAACAUCAUGUCAUCGGGCCCACGAUGGGAAGGAGGGUAAAGUAUAAUAUGGUGCUGAGCAAGUCUACUUUCACCCUAAAAUAAUUGACGCGCAAGUCGCCAUCCCUGUUCUCAACUUGCUGUUGGACACACGGUGGAAAUCGUCAAAAACAACGAUCGGCAUGUGGUGGUAUGUUUGUGUGCACUCUUAAAACGGUCCACGCAUUAAAUGCGCCGGGCCAUCACACAAGAUAGAUCAGUUUCCCGUAUUCGUUACUGGGGGUGCGCACAUAUAGCAGUGCCCGAAUUCGGAGUGUGGCAACGGGCUGUGGUGCGAAACCACGCCACACCAUUUAGAAUUUGAGCUGUCCCCUUUGUCCUUUUGUACAAAACCUUGUUAAUUUGUACGUUUGUGUCAAGGGAUGCGGUGGUUCACAUAAGUGCGGGGAUUUCGAUGUGACACGCAACUACGCUCUCCUGCCCCCGGACGUUCCGACUCUGUCUUAAUACCGGACCCAGAUGGGGGGAGAGGGUGUGCCAAAUAAUGCGCAAGUAUACCAUCACUGUAAACGAAUUCCUGCGCAAAUCACCGUCCCUGGUACAACCCUACGGUGGAGAACACGGUGGACAUCGCCGGAAACGGUAGUGAAGCUGUCGUGUACGUUCUAUUCACUACUAAUGCUUUGCCCCUGGGGCGUCGCAGUACUUUCUCAGAACAGUGGUAAGCACACCGAAUAUGAAGGCUGGACUUUCUAGCCCUUUUCGAGGAUAUAACUGACUUCAAAAAGCUAAAUUUGUUUGCUGUAUUAUCUCUUAAGUGAACUGCUUUGCAAGAUUGCAUCUGCCAAUGCUUGAGUAAAUGCUUCGUUUUACAGUGGCGCGUGCAGCUUGGGUUUUUAUGUCUGCUUCCUAGUUUUCACUGCAGUAUGUAUCAAUCCGGCGUCUUUUCCUCCUUUUCCGCCAGUUAAAGUAUUGGUGCAUUGACACUUUUGCAGCAUAACUUGACUGUAAUAUCUUCGUGAGUACGCGACGUACAUUUCCAAUUACUCAAGAUAAUUCAAUUUUUGAAGAGGUCUCAUGGAUCCGAAAUCAUUCAUUUGGAACGUUUACAGACCACUCAUGAUUUAUCUUGUCUUUUAAUCUGCUUGAAUUGAUCCUCGGGUUCUAAAUUCUUCCAGAGGGGGGUGUCCGUAGUCUAAUGUGACUUUGCCUCGGGUUCAAGCCUUACUUUCGUCGAUCAUAAAGAUGCCGGGGCAGACUAUAGCGUUGUCCUGGUUUCUAAUUUUAUUAGCUAUCGGCGCGAUCAUAUUCCUUAGCAUAAUUAUUGUUGUAAAGCGAAGCAUUUCACGGCGCAAGGGUCGCGUCGGUAAGAUUAUUUACACACCUUGUGGCCACGGUGCCCCUAACGUAUGCGUUAAACCAUAAUUCAGUGUCUCUUUAGAUGUGGAAGGACCUGGUGAACAAGAAGAUUAAUGCCACUGUGGAGGUCCGGACUGAACCCCGGAUUUUGGGCCCUACAAGCUCUGACGGAUUGUGCCCCAAUCCAACUAACCGUAAGAGCCCUUCGUUUUCUAACUCAUUUCAUGCAGAAGUCCUUGGCUUUCGCUUUCGGGCUAAAACCGUUGACUUGUUUGUUGAUCUAAGUAAGUCCUCCCUGCUUGCAUUCACUUUCACAGAGGAAGCCAUAUUGCUAUCUUUUUCAGAUCUGGAGGCUCCUCCCAUACGAAAUAUUAGAGAUUUUUUGAUGGCUGCGCGUGCAAAAGCCAUGCAUCCUACCGCUCCCCGUGAUAUGGUUGAUUCAUAUUGUAAACUGUACAUGCGAGCUCGUCAUGACCCUGGGGUACGUUUACGACUGUCCUAGCGACAAAUUUUCACGUACUUAUUUGACUGCUGUAACUUUCCUCUGCUUGAAUACUGAUAUAGACUAUAUAUGAGGCCUCUUGUAAUGUGUAUUUGAUGUUACUGUUUAAACUACAGCCAUACACUGAAUCGGACUAUUUUACCUUUGUGGAUCUGCACGAUCAGCUCAUCAAGCGGUGAGUCUGUAUUCAAAAGCAUUUUGGUUCCACUGCCUAGCUACUAGGUGGGACCAUUUAUUCAUUGCUUUUUACUACUUUAAACUGUGCUCCAACUUUCGCCACCCCCGCCCCCGAGACAUCUAUUUAUCAGAACAAAACGGGCACCCCAAAUUGAUCUACCUUUUGUUAUUGUGAACCGUAAAUACUUAAAGGUUUCUUCCAGAUCUGUGCACCUCUCAACGAAUUAUGGUGUUUACCUGAAAUCUUCUAAUUUUUUUUCAUUUUCACCGCCCUAGCAGCUUCUUUUUGCUCACCACACUUGGCGUUGCCAAUUUGGUAUUUCAGGAACAUCCUCUUGACUGUCCCUUAUAUCUCAGGUGUUGGAUGCCCACUUUUUAAUCCUCAGUUUACUUAUAUUCAAGCGUUAUCCGAAGAGAUCCUGCUCAAUGCAAGCCGUCGAAGUCCACGUCUCGAGCAACUUCAAAAUCCGAGCCAUCAGAUGCAAAACCCACCAAACUCACUUCCGUUUCUGCGGGUCUGCUUGCCUGUUCAGACAGACAUCGCAAAUUGGCAACCUAUCAGCAGAUGGAAUCCGCCGAUGACAAUCUAGCACUGGCAUCCAGCAUAGGAGAUUCAUUCCCUCCUGAAAUUUCCCAGUUUUAUUCGCGCACAUGCACUGACGAUAACACGGGCUUCCUACCUAGUUUCCGGGGUGGACCAGUAGAUAGUUUGCAAAUGCAAACUAUCCACGGCAGCGGUGAACCAUCAAACCAGGGUGGCGGAGGCAGUGGCCACCAUCCGGCGGUCACCUCUUUGUCGGGUAAUCCGUUCCUUCCAUAUAACAGCACAUUAGUCCGACCACUCGCCGGUAAUGCAAGGCCCACUCUGAGUCGCAGCAGCAGCGCGGCCAGUGACGACUCUCAGACGGCACUUAUCUGUCUUGACACUUCGAGAGCGACCUCAGGCCGCGUCCACGAACUUCCACAUCACGAAUAA
This is a messenger RNA of Spirometra erinaceieuropaei, 3986 nucleotides long. The record is from the annotation of a GenBank genome assembly. NCBI's taxonomy places the organism in Eukaryota, Metazoa, Platyhelminthes, Cestoda, Diphyllobothriidea, Diphyllobothriidae.